AUGGAGAACAUGAGCUUAGCGAAUAUGCCGGUCACAGUCACUAAGAAAGCAAUCAAAGUUGAUCAAGGGGUAGGUUUUGUUUGUCGUUUUCGUUCUUCGUAUGGUCCUACUGUUGUCGGCUUUGAUAUGGAAUGGCGGCCUAACGUUCACUCUGGGGAGGACAAUCCUGCAGAUUAUAUUCCAGUUUCACUUCAAAAAUUUUUGGUUGAUCCUAGUUUUCUGUUUUGUGGUGUUGGUAUAGAAGCAGACGCUGCAAAGCUGCAUAGGCAGUACAGUCUCUUUGUUCGUCAAUUUGAAGAUGUUAACACGCUCCACAAAAGAGCUUGUUUAAAUGUUGAUCCAGCUGCACAUGUUAAUAAGGGACUGAAGGCAAUGGUAUUAGUUGUUUUGGGAAAAGAACUACGAAAGCCACUAUACGUAACCCUAAGUAACUGGGAUUCGGAAUUUUUGACAGACGAACAAAUUGAGUAUGCAGCUAUUGACGCCUUUGCGACCCUUCUAUUGGGUAUUAGACUUACAUAUUUGAUAUCUACAAUUUCACAGCCUCCAUGA
Messenger RNA from Andrographis paniculata, 552 nucleotides. RefSeq names its product 3'-5' exonuclease-like. Bases 1 to 552 code for a protein of 183 amino acids. Gene Ontology annotation, biological process: nucleobase-containing compound metabolic process. Gene Ontology annotation, molecular function: 3'-5' exonuclease activity; nucleic acid binding. The record is from RefSeq and is a predicted model, not a curated record. NCBI's taxonomy places the organism in Eukaryota, Viridiplantae, Streptophyta, Magnoliopsida, Lamiales, Acanthaceae. Gene Ontology annotation, cellular component: nucleus; cytoplasm. The transcript has 3 exons.